GUUUUCAGAUGCAGUUGGGCGUCUUCAAGAAAUGGAACCAAGAGAUCUCCAACAAAUUCAGAUGCAUCUGAUAAUUAAGAACAACUGGAGUAAGCAUGACAUGUCUGGGAUGGUACCCAAGGUGUUUACACAGCUGUGCAUAACUGAGAUACUCCAGUAUUUAAAGUAUUAAGGCUAAAAAUCCAUUACCCUUCUUGGGUAACCUUGUUGGGUGGAGUCAUUAUUAUCCUGAACAUGGAAGAGAGAAAAGGUGUCAAUGGUUGGCAUUGAGCCCGGUGGUGAGUCAUGCUCAGCUAUUGGUGGACCAAGAGGUAUAAGAAGUUUGACACGCAGCACCUUCCUUCAGCAUCUCUCUGGAGUCUUUCGAUCCUUCCAUCAAGAAGAACGAGAGUAACAGUCCUCCCACUAUGAUGUCUGAGUGCUAUGCCAGCUGUCCUGCCUCGACGGUCACAAUUCAGCCGCCUCCUUUUGUCCUAAAUAUUCCAGGACCAGCAUUAUACUGCCCUGACCAAGUCUUUGGCAUUGAACAACACAAUCCAUGUGCAGGCUUUGGUGGCGUGGUGGCGAGAGGUGGCGGUGGCAUUGGUAUUGAGGGUACUGUUGGAGGAAGUAUGGGUGCUUUGGGUCCUGGAAGAGGAGGCUGGGGUGGUAGCUGGAGUGAUGGAAGCGGAGUAGGGAGUAGGAUGGGUGGUGGUUUGGGUGCUGGUGGAGUAGGAGGUGGUGGUUUGGGCAUUGGAGGACUUGGAGGACGCAGAGGUAGUGGUCUGGGCUUUGGAGGACUUGGAAGGCCCACAGGUGGACCCACAGGUGGUCAUCUGGGCAUUGGAGGACUUGGAGGACUCACAGGUGGUCACCUGGGCAUUGGAGGACUUGGAGGAUCCACAGGUGGACACCUGGGCAUUGGAGGACCCAGAGGUGGUGGUCUGGGCAUUGGUGGACCAAGGGGUACCACAGCAGGUUUGAGUGGAGGUAGCGGAGUAGGGGGCACUAUGGGUGUUCGCAGAGGCAGUGUUGGGACUGGCAGCAUCGCUGACGGUGAUUUAGGCACUAGGGGAGUUGAGAGCAUCAGACAUGGUAGUUUGAGCCCUGGUGGAAGAAGGGUCACCACAGGAAGUUGGAGUGGAGGUAGCGGAGCAGGGGUUAAUGUGGGGGGUGGGAGAGGGAGUAUCGGAAUGGGAGGCACUAUGGGUGGUGAAGGUGGAGUAGGGAGCAGCACAAGUGGUCGCAGAGGCAGUAUUGGAACAGUGAGUGUCACUGGUGGCGAUUACGGUCUUAGCGGAACAAGGGGCAGUAUGGGAGGUGGCUGGACUAGUGGCCGCCGAAUAAGUGGAAGCCACCGACAUGGUGGUAGCAUUAGGUACCACAGUGGUGGAUAUGGUAAUGGUUAUGGCAGUAGUGGAUGGAGUGGCUUUGGCAGUGGAGCAUACGGUGGUGGUAGCGGACAUGGUGGUGGUUUCAGCAGUGGCAGAUAUGGUAGCUGUGGAUAUGGAGGUGAUUAUGGUGACACAGGAUAUGGUUCUGGAUAUGGAGGUGGCUAUGGCCACACAGGAUAUGGUUCUGGUGGAUAUAGACGGAUAGGAUACUCUGUUGGUGGAGGAUACAGAAGUGGUGGCUUCAGCAGCAGAUCUUAUGGAGGUUCCUAUGGAGGCCCUUCAAACAUCUACUCCCACUACUGAACAUGGAAGAAAUAACUCAGAGGUCCCCAGACAACUGGAGAAGAAAAACAUGAAACUGAAUGCUAUGUUUAGACUGAUGGACUUAAGACAGAACCAUUGUCUUCUAACAACACAAACUCAGGUCUGAAAGUUUCAGUUGACUUCUGCGUCUUCCUGUUCUCUCGUCUGAUGGCACCCCAAAAGAGAGUUAAUUUCCUUUUUGAGUUCUGCUGGUACUUUCUGGACUGGAAGAAGUGGUAGAAGAAGAGGACCUAGCCUGGUGGGAAAAUGGAGAUGUAUUAUUCCUACAGACUCCAAAACUGUGUUUGUCUAGAAUCCAGAAACACUCAAUAUAUAUGUAUUUAUAAGCAACAGGUAUCUGCUACAGCAAGUUAAAACUCAUGUUUCGGCUUAGCUACCCUGAACCUAGCCUGCAGCUAGAAUUGAACCAAUGCUUCGUUAUUUCUUUUGUUCUUCUGAUUAAAUUUCCUUUUGCAUCAUA
Molecule: messenger RNA, 2157 nt
Organism: Crotalus tigris (Tiger rattlesnake)
Lineage: Eukaryota; Metazoa; Chordata; Lepidosauria; Squamata; Viperidae
Product: glycine-rich cell wall structural protein 1.8-like
Exons: 3
Coding region: 408-1676 (422 amino acids)
Cellular component (GO): intermediate filament
Molecular function (GO): structural constituent of cytoskeleton
Source: RefSeq, a predicted model, not a curated record